ACUUUUCAAAAGAAGCCCACUGCACUGUAAAAUCUUCUGGAGCACAAAACACUGGUGCACAACACUCAGAUUGCUUUCACUUGCAGUUUUGCUCAUCAAAACGUGAAAAGGAAAAUGACCAAGGAAGAUGGUUACAAAGAAGACUUCGUCUAUGAUAAAAUGUCUACAGUGGAACGAAGAAAACAGGAAGAUGGAAGUUAUACCACUGAUUUUCAAUCCAGUGAUCAUCAGAGGGACAGAAAAUGUCAUACUUGUUUUCAUCACAGGGGAUGGAUCUACACUCUGAUAAUUGGGAGUUGCCUUCUGAUGGCUACUGCCUUCUCAGUUUACCUGGGAAAUGUAUUUCCUGAUGAAAUGGACUACUUGCGUUGUGCUGCAGGUUCAUGUAUUCCUGCAGCAAUUGUCGGGUUUGCUACAGCUAAGAGAAGAGUUAAUGCAUUACCACACCUCCAGCUUCUCUUUAUCUCCACGUUCACUAUCACAACAACGUGCAUGAUUUGGUAUGGGUGCAAACUGCUCCUCAAUCCUGCUGCAUUAAAUAUAAACUUUAACCUGGUUUUACUUGUACUUUUGGAAAUUCUGAUGGCAAGUAAAGUCAUCUUGUCAGCAAGGUCCAACACAAAGUGCUGUAAGAGAAAGAAAGUGUUGUCAUACAAUGAAACAACAUUCUUUUGUCACAUAAAGUUCCCAUCUCGUACUCUGAAGUCCUAUUCGGUGGUGGAAGUGAUUGUGGCAAUUUGUGCAGUGUUUGGUGGAAUUAUUGCUCUAAACAUGGGUGCCUUGGUUCCUGGGCCUUACCUCUCGGUGACAUUCUUUUGGAUUUUGGCAGCAUGUUUUCCUGGAGCUAUUGCAAGUCAUGUUGCAGCAGAGCAUCCUUCCAAGUUCAUGAUAGAAGCCUUAAUUGCAAUAAGCAGUGUUACAAGUCCAAUGCUAUUCACGGCCUCUGGCUACCUAUCCUUCAGUGUUAUGAAGUUGAUUGACAUCUUUGAGCAGAGUUCAACAAGUUUGUUUCAGUCUUAUGACAUCCUGGUAUUUGCUCUAAUGCUUCUGCUGCUGGUUCAGUCCAGUCUGAUGCUCGCCACAAUCGUCCACUGUGUGAACUACAACAUGCAGGUUAAAUAUUACGAGUCAAUGUGGAAUACGUCAGACUUCCCAAAGGAGAGCUGUAAGACAGUUGAGAUACCCAAAUCUGCCACAAAGGACUUUGACAAAGACAAAGCGUGGAAAGCAGUUAUGGUUCAGAUGGUGCAGUAGGAGCAAGGUGUUUCUCGGAUGAGCCUUCAAAUUAUAGUACAGUACCAACAAUUGAUGUGUGAUUUUGUUUCUUUUAACCAUUGAUUGUUUCUGAGCAUGAUACCAUCCCAAUGUGAAAGCUUGAGGGAAACAUUGUAAAUAAUAAAAUUUUUGUUCAAUUAGUUUAGAAUUUCUGUACCAGACUGACAUUAACACGCGGAUCUGUAUCCUAAAAAAAUAGUUUCACUUAAGUUAACUGCAAAAUUGCAUUUUAUAUCAUGUUGCUCUAAUUUACACUGUGACUGAUUUUAAUUCAGAUCACGGGUUCCCAACCUGAGGUUUACAGAUCCCUCGGUUAAUGGUAAAGCUUCAUGUCAUAAAAAAAGUUGGGAAGCCUGGACUUAAGUUGAUUUUGUAUUGUGUACCAGAAUAAUUGGAAAUAUAUAUAAGCAAUGAUGAAUACUAAUUCUGCUUUUUUUUUGCUGAUAAAAGCAACAAUAAAACUUAAUAUUUCAGUACAAAUCAAACAAUUUAGAAUUUCCUGAGAACGUGAGUUAUAGGGAAAGUUUAAAUUGGUUAUAACUUUAUUCCCCAGGAAGUAGGAGAUUGAGGGGAAAUUUGAUAGAGGUAUAUAAAAUUGUGAGGGGUAUAGAUGGGGUAAAUGCAAGCAGGCUUUUUCCACUGAGGUUGGGUGGGACUACAAAUAGAGGUCAUGGGUUAAGGGUGAAAGGUGAAUUGUUUAAGGGGAACAUGAUGGGAAUUUCUUCACUCGUAGGGUGAUGAGAAUGUAGAACGAGCUGCCAGCACAAGUGGUGGAUGCAGGGUUGAUUUCAACAUUUUAGAGAAAUUUGGAUAGAUACAUGGAUGGGAGGGGUAUGGAGCGCUGUGGUCCAAGUGGAGAUUGAUGGGACUAGGCAGAUUUAUAGUUCAGCACAGACUCGAUGGGCUGAAGGGCCUGUUUCUGUGCUGUAAUGCUCCAUGACUCUAUGAUGUUUAGCAUUAAUUGACAUCUGCCCAACUUGCUACAUAGUCAUCUGUCUUUUUUGCAAUUUUACAAUCUAGUUCAGUUAAAGAAUGAGUCAUGGUAAUUAGUUAAGAAUUAACAGUCCUGAAAAUUAAUCACAACCUACUGAAAAGUUAACUCUUGAGGACUUGUUUGAGUUCUCAAACCAGCCAAGAAUCUCUGUAUCAGGUUCUAUAAAUAUAGUCUGAUUAGCUUUGCUGUGGUGGAAAAUAAACUUAAGAUGAGAAAAGGGAAGUGGGAGCAUUGUGGGAGAUUUCAAUCUUAUCAUAGUUGGGUGAGAUGCAGUCAAAAAGCUUAUACCGCAUUUCAUGCAUCACACAGCUAUCUUUACUCCUUCAGUUGACUCAGCCAUAAUACUUAGAAUAAUUUUUUGUACCUUCUUGGGACAAAGGAUACAAUUUCACCAAUGUGUAGCAUUUUACUUCCAGUCUAAGCUCUUACGGAGGCUUGUGAGAUUGGCAAGUGUCUUGUCACAGAUUGCUCAUCUAAAGACCCUUUUCACCAUCCUUGGGUCUGGUGGUCUCAGCUGUUGGGUACUUUUGGUAUUAAUAACAAAAUACUCAAUAACCAAUGACUUCUCUGCUGAAACCCUCAGAUGUCGUAGGAUGGAGCCUCUGGUAAAUACUGUAUCUUACUAUAGCCAACUGGUUACUGUCUCUAUUUUAUUCAAUGUACUGUUGCUGAGAUCUUUGCCUUGGUGAAGCUGAGACAGUGUUACUGGGAGUAUUGUCUCUUAAUCCAUGAAGCUCUGCUCCCUAGUGCCAACUUACAGUUAUGUCUGACUUUAGCAGCAGGCAACUGAACCUUUCUUAGUCUAAUAUCUAGGGCCACCUCAGCUCUUGAUUGACCCUACGAAUGAAGUACAUAUUGAUAUGAACCUCCCACCUGCUCUGAUGUUCAAUGAGAUCAUGGGUGUUUGUUUAUGUCAGCCUCACUUUUCUGCUUUUACCUCAGAAUCCUUGAUGCCCUUAAUCAGUAUUUGAUCUUUGCUGUGAAUAAACUCACUAACUGAGUCUCCAGGGCUCUCUUGAGUAGCGAAUUGCAAAAUUUCACUACCUCCAGAUGAGGAAAUUCCUUCUCAUCUCAGCUCUGAAUGCCAAUUCUCUCAUUAAGCCCUCAAAUCUUGUAAGAAUUAAGAAUCCUUCAGUGAAAUCAUCUCACAUUUUUCAAAUUCAAGUUUAAAUGUCAUUCAACCAAAGUUCAAAGUACAUUUAAUAUCAAAGUAUGUAUGCAUUAUACAACCUUGAGAUUCGUCUUCAUACAGGCAGCCAGAAAAGAAGAAACCCAAAAGAAUCCAUUAAAAAAAGACUGAUGAACACUCAAUACUGCAGUGCAGAGAAGAUUCACAAGGAUGUUGCCUGGAUUGGGGAGCAUGCUGCAUGCCAUAUGAGAAUAGGUUGAGUGAAUUCGGCCUUUUCUCCUUGGAGCGACGAAGGAUGACAGGUGACCUGAUAGAGGUGUACAAGAUAAUGAGAGGCAUUGAUCGUGUAGAUAGUCAGAGGCUUUUCUCCAGGGCUGAAAUGGUUAGCACGAGAGGGCAUUGCUUUAAGGUGCUUGGAAGUAGAUACAGAGGAGAUGUCAGGAGUAAGUUUUUUAUGCAGAGAGUGGUGAGUGUGUGGAAUGGGCUGCCGGUGGUGGUGGUGGAGGCAGAAAUGAUUGGGUCUUUUAAGAGACUCCUGGAUGGAUACAUGGAGCUUAGAAAAAUAGAGGGCUGUGGGUAAAGCCUGGGUAGUUCUAAGGUAGGGACAUGUUCGGCACAGCUUUGUGGGCCGAAGGGCCUGUAUUGUGCUGUAGGUUUUCUAUGUUUCUAAUAUGCAGAGAGAGAGGAAAAAACAGCGCAAACAAUAAAAUAUAGCAAAUAGCUUUUAGAAUGAAAGUGAGUCCUCAGACUCAAAGCCCGGAGCAUCCACAGCGGGCCCACAGCCUCAGCCUCAGUUCAGCCAGUAGCAGAGUAGAUGUCACAGAGCCUGCAGACACAGAGCCCAGAGCAUCCACAGCAGGCCCACAGCCUCAGCCUCAGCCUCAGUUCAGCCAGUAGCAGAGUAGAUGUCGCAGAGCCUGCAGACGCAGAGCCUGCAGACACAGAGCCCAGAGCAUCCACAGCAGGCCCACAGCCUCAGCCUCAGUUCAGCCAGUAGCAGAGUAAAUGUCGCAGAGCCUGCAGACACAGAGCCCAGAGCAUCCACAGCAGGCCCACAGCCUCAGCCUCAGUUCAGCCAGUAGCAGAGUAAAUGUCGCAGAGCCUGCAGACACAGAGCCCAGAGCAUCCACAACAGGCCCACAGCCUCAGUGAAGUGCAUAACAGAGUAAGCCACACAUGAAUACCCAUGAAUUCAGCCAGAUGGACCAGCAUUGCUCCGGCCCAGGGUCAAGGUGGGUAACAGAGUACCAAUAGUCAGACACAGCACAAGGCACAUAUAGCAUACAUAAGAUAACAAGCACAUAUAGAUAGCAAGCACGCCUAAAGCGAAUAUAGGCACAAUCUGUUUAAACAUUCCUCACAAGAUAAAACGCCAUAUCCUCGGAAUCAAUCUGGCCAAGCUUUAUUGCAUUUCCUCUGUUGCAAGUGUAUCCUUCAUUGCGUGUGGAGACCUGUCCUGUAUGUAAUAUUCCCGAUGCACUGGCAUAUUUUGUGAAAUUUGUUGUUUUUUGACAGCAGUACAAUGCAUCCAUAAUAAUAGAAAAAAUAUGUGAAUUACAGUGAGUAAUUUAAUUAUUUAAUUUAACUAUUAUAUACAUAUAUUUAAAAUAGUUAAAUUAAAUAAGUAGUGCAAAAAUCAAAAAAAAAGGUAGUGAGGUAAUGUUCAUGGGUUCAAUGCCAAUUCAGAAAUCUGACGGCAGUGUGGAAGAAGCUAUUCCUGAAUCACUGAGUGUGUGCCUUCGGGGUCCUGUACCUCCUCUAUUAUGGCAGUAAGAUAGCCAUUCUUCAAAUUAUCUUGUGGUAAGGUUAAUGUAUCUUGCAUUUCUGAUUAUGUGCUGAAACUUUGAGUGAUCCCACUUCUUGCAGGAAGACCUCCUUCACGAUCUUCAGUUGCAGGUGAUUAGACUUUAGGGAUUUAUUGGCUUCCAAUUCCAUUAAUUUCUCUUUUUAGCUAAUACUAUUUUCUUUCCGUUCCUCAUUCACUACAGACCUAAUGUUCUGCACUAUUUCUGGGCGGCCUCCUGUGUUGUUUUCCAUCAAAACAAAUUUUUAUUUUUUUUACUUUCUUUUAUUUCUUUAUUGCCUGAUGUAAUUUCUCCUGUUUCGGUCUGUAAGAAAUCCAUUUUAACUCUUCCUAAUCUUUUCCUUUGAACAUAUUUAUAGAAGCUUUAACUGUCUUUUUAAAAAUGUUUUUCACUAUAUAGCUUUUUAACCUCUAAUUAAUUUCUUGGCCUUUUUGGAAAAUUUAAGGUUUCUCAAUUUUCAGUCUUGUUGCUUUUUGCCGGCCACAUUGCAAGACUAUCUGUAAUAAGCUCUUCAG
Molecule: messenger RNA, 5718 nt
Organism: Mobula hypostoma (lesser devil ray)
Lineage: Eukaryota; Metazoa; Chordata; Chondrichthyes; Myliobatiformes; Myliobatidae
Gene: mlc1
Product: modulator of VRAC current 1
Exons: 12
Coding region: 115-1254 (379 amino acids)
Biological process (GO): regulation of response to osmotic stress
Cellular component (GO): cytoplasmic vesicle; endoplasmic reticulum; plasma membrane
Source: RefSeq, a predicted model, not a curated record